UAUCUCACUUUUCGUUUUUGUCUCAAUUUCCGAAGGAAGCAUAGAACAAAGAACCCUCACCGGUGACGCAAAACGGCAUAAUACACGUCUAAACGAAGAGACGAGAACAAGAGCAAGAGGAAAACAGCAGCAUCUUAAACAAAAUCUAUGGCCGAUAAAGUCGACGUGAAUGCCAAAUGGGACGCGUGUCUUGAUCUGACGGUCCGACGCUCUGUUUACUCCACCUUGGCUGGCGCCUUUGGCGGUCUUCUUUUCUUCAGGACCCCAGUGAGUCGCUGGGCAUCGGUGGCUUUUGGUGCUGGAGUGGGCAUUGGGUCUGCUUACACCGAAUGUUCUCAUAUAUUUGAUGGAUCUGCAAAGUUGGAACCUCCUAAGAUAUCAAAUGUUCCUGCUCAUGAGUGUUUUUGUUUCCAGGAUGUUCAGGGCUGAGCUGAUCUUUAAAGGUCAUGAUGAUUGAGCUACAAUUCAGGAUUUUUCUUGAAAUUGAGAUUGUUGUUCGCUUUUGACAAUGGAGUUCAAACAUUGUUCUUUAUGGAUAAAUAGUUUAACGUUCUGUAUUACAAAUUUCUUAUGAUCCUAUUACUUUCUGUUUGUAAUUUGAGGUAAAUUUUCAGUGGGAAUAGGAAAAGAAAGAAAUAAUAAGAAAGGAACAUUUACAUUUUGCCCAUUCUUUCUUAGAAUUUAUAUGUUGGCAAAGGAUAAUCUUUCAGUCUUAAUAGAAUUCAGAAUCCUCUAA
Jatropha curcas is the source of this 736-nucleotide messenger RNA. Its product is annotated as MICOS complex subunit MIC10. The record is from RefSeq and is a predicted model, not a curated record. Gene Ontology annotation, cellular component: mitochondrion; mitochondrial inner membrane; MICOS complex. Lineage: Eukaryota; Viridiplantae; Streptophyta; Magnoliopsida; Malpighiales; Euphorbiaceae.